Molecule: messenger RNA, 2316 nt
Organism: Mandrillus leucophaeus (drill)
Lineage: Eukaryota; Metazoa; Chordata; Mammalia; Primates; Cercopithecidae
Source: RefSeq, a predicted model, not a curated record
CCCGUUAUAAAUAUAUAUUAUAUAUAAUGCAAAGAAAGGUAAAUGGUUUUACUGGGAUUUUUAUCGAGAAGUAAAUAUUUCGAUUUUUUAUUUAUUUAAGCUGUUCAUUCUGGCAAUGAUUUGGCAACAGUGCGGGUGGUCCUCGAGCUCUAUUUUUACUGUCUGGUAUUUAAACUGAAACACACGUUUCUAAGCAAUACGAGGCCACCUUCAGUCGCAAGCUGGGUGCCAGGCCUGGGGCCCCUCCCAGCUCCCCCGCCCCAGGAAACCCUGCUGACCUUUGCAAAGGCUGCCGAGCUCUCGUGCACUUUUUACAUAAGAAAAAGGUGAAAAAAAGGAAAAAAAAAAAAAAAACUUCUUUGCCACAAACUGAGCCGCAGAACCUCCCUUCUUCCCCCACCCACCUCUCCUGCUCUCUCCCUUCUCUGCGCCAGCCUAGGGCUCUGCACCAAAGCCAUAGGUUGGGGGAGCAGGAGCUGGUGUGCCCCGGAGCGGUGUGGCCAACCCUCCACCAGCUCCAGGCGCCAAAUCUUGGUGGCAGGGAGGGCACCCCACUGCCUGUUGCCCCAGAGCUGUUCCCUGGCAGGGGAGGACAGGCAUUAGGCCCCAUGGUGCCCGGGUGUUCAGAGAGGCUGAGGAAUAGAACAGUGUGUAGGGGCCUGGGGCAGGGGGUUCUGGAGUGUCAGAUGAGGUGGAGGCCAGGGCAGGACAGGGGUGUUAGUGCCCCCAACUCCUGCCAGAGCCCCAGUCCAGCCACAGAGUGGCUCAGCAAGGCCAUUAAGAGGGCUGCGGCCCUCCCUUCUCCCUUGCCCAUGCCCCUAGAGCUGCCUCUCGGGCAGGGCGGCACCACUGCAGGAGAGGAGCUUGGCCUCUGGGAGUCAGGCAGGAGGGGCCUGGCUAGCCAGUGCUGGCUCCACUGGACAGGGAGCCCUGGACCCCCAGGUAUGAGGAGGGGAUGGGUUUAGAGUCCUGUUCCAGGUCCGUCCCCCACCUAGCAAGGCCCCAGGCAGAACUUGGAAUUCAGGCCGCCUGCAGGCCAAGGGGUUCCACAAGCAGGUGCUGCUCGCACAGGGAGUUCAGGCGCCAGCUAAGCCCCUGUGCUUCUGUGGUAGGCCUGCUUCACUUAGGGAGCGCUGCCUCAAGGCAGAUAAAGCUCCCUUGUUUGCCCCGACACCCAUGGGGCCUCUCAAGAGAGAAACUCCCGUUCACCCCUUUCCCAGGGCACUCGCUCUCUAGGUGGCAUGCCAGCCCCCAAACACAGGUGGCUUUUGGGCCCAGGUGGGUCAGCCUGCUGCCCCUGCCCUAUACCCUCUCAGGCCGUUGGGACCCCUGUCCUUCAGAUGUCCAAGGGUCUAGGAGUGGGGCCAGUCACCAUGGGAAGAGGCCAAGGGUCUUGGCAGGAGAGGCGGCCCAGGUAGGACCCAGUCCUGAGUAGAGCAGGGCCAGGGAGGUGCCCACCCCGCCCCGGCCAGCCGCCCUCUCUCUUGUUUCUUCUAUUUGUUCUUCUUUUCACCCACAGCCCUGUGUUCCUGUCAUCCCUCCUUUCAGCAAAAGUCCUGUUCCCCUUCCCUCUAUCCCCACCCAUUCCUUCCCCAAGAAAAUAAGCUAUCAUUGUUGUAUUUGCAAUCUAUGGAUUAGAGGUUUAAGUAUUUAUUAUUAUUGGUUAAUUAUUAUUAAUUAUGUAAAUUUGCCUCCCGUCUGUCUGUUGCAUUGGGUUUCUGAGGAGGCCCUGGGUGAGGAGGAUGCACUGGCUCCCCGCUUCUCGCCCCCCACCCCUGUGCUGUCCAGGAGGCAGUGGUCUGGGGCCACUGGUUGGGCCCCCCUCCUCCCCUCCCCUUGUCCCUUCUCCAGGCUGUGUGUGUGGGGGGGUCCUGUCUGUCUCAGUCUGUCUCUGCUCCCACUCUUGAGGCACUGGUCACCCCAAAGUGAGCUGCCAGGGUGGGGAAGAAGGUCCUGUGUUGGCCACUGCCUCCUCCAGUGCUGUGGGAGGCAGGCUGGGGCCCCACCUGGUGGCUUUCUCCCCACUGGGCCCUGAGUCCUCUCCAAGCCUCUCUCCCACCCCUCUCACCCGGCCACUGCCUGGCAUUGGGAUCGCCCCACAAUGGACCCGGCCCCUCCUGUUAUUUGCUGGGAAGUCCAGCGGAGGAGAGGAUGCAGGUCCCCCGCCGAGCCUCCAGUCUCUGUGGACUGGGCUGCCGGCCCUUCCGCACCCCCUUAGAGCCCUUCCCGACGCGGCUGCACCUUCCGCUCCGGGCCCCUCCCUUUGUAUUUGGAGACAAUGUGUUGUAAUAAAGCUCAAAGUGGAUGUUUUCCCCA